Salvelinus sp. IW2-2015 is the source of this 7073-nucleotide messenger RNA. The record is from RefSeq and is a predicted model, not a curated record. Lineage: Eukaryota; Metazoa; Chordata; Actinopteri; Salmoniformes; Salmonidae.
UGAAAUAGAACAACCCAGUAUGCCCUGAGACCAGGAUCCAUAUGCACAGUUACUAGCAGAGAACUAUGAAAGAACAGUUAUAGACAGUUAAUUUAUGUAAAGAUUUCGAUGGCAUUUGACUGGUAAACAAUGUAAUCAAGAGGGGAGAUUAUCCAAUCAAGGAUUGUCAGAAACACAUGGCAAGCAACUUGCAAUUUGUUUUUUGAGGCGCACCAUGGCAGCUCGCUCAAGCUACAAUGAAGAGAGGAACCUCCUUCGCAUCCGAGAGCGGGAGCGGCGGAAUCAGGGAACCUUCCAGGAGAAGGAGUUCUACCAGGAGACCGUUCCCCUGUUUGGGGAACCCUAUAAGACGAACAAAGGAGAUGAGCUGUCCAGCCGUAUCCAGAGGAUGCUGGGUAGUUAUGAAGACGUGAACAAUCCCAACACUCACCAGUGUUUGGACAGCAGCUUCUCUAAGGACCCUCAAUCUCACGUCGCCACAAAGCACGGGCGGCCAUCUCGCAGCCGAGAGCGAGCGAAGCCUCCAUUCCAGAACCCUCCUCAGUACGGGGCGAGCCAGAGCCAGAGUGGUGGUCCGUCCCGUGGUAGCCACUCUGGCCAGCCUCUGAAGAAGAUCCAGGGUCCUUCCUCCUCCUACACCCAGUCCUCCCUGGAUCUCAGCCAGGGCCAGGCCUGCCCAGACCCACACCAGAGAAAGACUGAGCUCUGGCCAGACCUGAGGGAGUGUGCCAGUCUUCCUCCGGUCCUCUCCGCCCUGUCCCCCCCAGCCGAGCCCCUAUCCCCCCUACAUUCCAGUGACCCCAGCGGAUCUGAACACCAGGACUCCCCCCUGCACCCUGAGAGGCACCCGGCCUCUCCCCAACACCCCGACUCGCACUUCCCCAUGGUGUCCCCCCUGGAUGACCCCCAGAGAGACAUCCCGCCUCCGGCCAUCGAUGGGACUACCCUGCCCUCUCAGACCUUCCCUCCACCGCUGGCCUCCAAACCCAACCUGGUUAUGCCUCAGAAGCCCACAGCCUACGUCCGGCCCAUGGACGGCCAAGACCAGGUGACCAGCGAGUCUCCGGACCUCAAGCCUUCUCCAGAAGACUUCCAUGGGCAGUCUUAUCAUGAACCCUUACCAGACUUGAAAAGCACCAAGCCCAGCCUUUCCAAACUGAAGAUACCAUCACAGUCUAUAGAGUGUUGUGCUGCCUUCCAGACUCCGUCAAAUGAAGCUGACUGUGUGGAAGACAUUCUGAGGGAAAUGACCCACUCCUGGCCCUCCUCCUGUACGGUUACAGCAGCACAUUCCAGUGGGGUGGAGUCAGCCAGCUCCAGUGACUCUGACAGCAGCUCGGGGUCGGAGUCGGGCAGUGAGAGCAGUGAGAGUGGGACCGAGGCCCCCCCACAGCCCCUCAGGAGUAGCAGCCCACCUGUGACAAAGACGGAGGGCCCCGUGGUAACUAACUGGCAGUUGAACAACUGGAUCCGAGUGAGCCAGCAGAACCCCAGCACAGAGAGCCAGAGUGACGCUCUACUGAGCCCUCUACCCAAACAGCAGCAGAGCCAUGAGGAGGAGACCAUUCCUCCCAGGGACUACAAAUCCCACACACCCCCACAUCGCCCAGAGUUCAGUGACGGUGAAGCCAAACCUCAACGCAGUGAAGGCGCUGCCCACAACCAGCAUGUCCAACACAAGUCCCCGGUCGCCUCGCACGUUGGGAACAGCAGCAGCAGCCAGAGAAAGACAGUGGGGAACAAACACCCCUCCAGACCAGCCAAGGCUCCCCGCCCUGAAGACCCUCAGGCUGGGUUACAGGUGGAGAGUGUGGAGGUUGUCCCCCGUGACAAAGACUCCUCGUUCACAGACAGGCCAAAGGUCAAAACGAAAACCGGCCGCAGCAGCAAGAGCAGCGGAGCCAAAAUAAACAGUAGGAAGCCUGCCAAGCGUGGCGCCUCUGAGAAGAAGACCGAACAACCAGAGUCACAGGGUGGCCCCAAGGUGACUCUGGUGCUGGACUGUAAGAGGGAGAAGUCUCCUAGUCCCAGCCCUGCCCAGGAGGUAGACCAGCCAGCCCCAGCUGUGGUGAAGACCACCAGUGUCAGGACAGAGACCCUCCCGGCCCCUCAGAAGGGCCAAAAGAAGCCCCGGCGCCACUCUCUAGACCCAGCACACAAGGCCAAGCGGGAGUCCUCAGCCAAAGCUUCCAGGGUCCACCAGGSGCCUCCGGGGGCCCUGCUGGUAAAGAUAGAACUGAGCCUGCUGUCCAGGGUUCCCUCCCAGGGCUCCAGGCCUUCUUCAGGGGUCCAGGAGCCAGCCAUCAGGAAGGGACCCAACACGGCCCCAGAGAGGGGGGACACCAACCCUGCUGCCCCCAUCCCUACCAAAGUCUGCAAGAAGAGACCGAGAUCAACAACAUUCCUAUUCCCCUCAUUCUACUCUCCCCUCUGUAACAUGCUGUCUGGCCCGCUUUCUCACAGGACUGAGAGGAAGCGGUCUAAGGGGCCUCCUGUCCCUCUGCUGCAGACCACCACCACUCAGGACCCUGGGAAAGGGCAGGGGGGCCACAAACGGCACGCGGUGGAUGCCCCAGAGCCUAGCACAGCAUCUGCAACCCACCGCAGGGACAGGGAGGCCUCCACACCUGUCAAGCACAAGAAGAGCGCUGGAAAACAACGCACAGAGCAUGCCAAGAAAGCCCCCAAGAGCAGCGUUGCCUUCUCCGUGCCUUCCCAGCCCACCGGGGCUGCCCUGUCCUCCAGACCCCUGCUCCAGUUUGAAGACAGGCAGCAGCCAGUGGAGUAUCAUAUGAAGGAAGCCAAAACACUCAAGCACAAGGCAGAUGCCACGCCGGAUAAGGUGGGCAAAGCUUUCAACUACCUAGAUGCUGCCAUGUCCUUCGUGGAGAGCGGCAUCGCUAUGGAAACCGAUCCCCAGACCCCGAAGUCGGCAUAUACGAUGUUCGCCGAAACCUUGGAUCUGAUCAGGUUCAUACUGAAACUAAAGGGCUCUGUGAACCCCUCGGCCCCUGCUACAGACAAGGACUUUACAGUUUUAUGUAUGAGGGGCCUGUCCCUUCUACAGAUGGCCAUGUUUCGCUACAAACGAGAAGCAGCACUUAAGUAUUCAAGGACCCUCACAGAUCAUUUCAAGAGUUCCUUAAAGUCUGCAGCCCAGGCUCCUUCACCAUGUAUCUCAAAAAGCACGGGUACCCCAUCCCCCAUGUCUCCCAUGCCAUCUCCUGCCAGCACAGCCAGUUCUGGGCCGGGCUCCAACCACAGCAGCGGGGCGGGGGCAGGCACCGUCAGCACCGUGGCCAUUCCACAGGUCAUCCAGCAGGUGGCGUCUUCCUACGUCAACAUCACGGCACUCUUCCUGAGUGCUCACGACAUCUGGGAGCAGGCUGACGAGCUGGCCCWCAAAGGCAGUGGUUUGCUGUCUGAGUUGGACUUGACUCUGGGCCCGUUGAGCCUGACGUCCACCAUGAGCUCUCUGGUGCGUCACACACGGCAGGGACUGCAGUGGCUCCGACUGGACACCCGUGAGGCACAGUGACCGCUUCUCAUCCCCGUCCCAGCCCUUGCCCUGUCGACGACGCGCCAGCCCUGGCUUGCCCUGUCCACGACAUCAUUUUUUGUUUUAUUUAUUGACGGGCCAGCAGAUGAAUGCAGGAUCCCAAGUCCCUCUACAAGUUGUUCACAUGGAUACCAAGUAACCUUUUAUUUCAUUUUCUCUCAACUACAUAUAUCUAUAUAUAUCUCACACACACACACGGAUUACAUGCAUUUUCGGGUCCCUGUCCUCUGUUGGUCACAUUGAAGGGUCCAUCAAUAAACAACUAUCACAUCCUCUGGAGCUCAGGGGGGGCUGAGCUGAAUAGGACUCCCUCCCUUUCUCAACAACGGGCCACACAGCCAGCUGACUGGCCCUGCCACACCCCUCUGGGGGUCAGUAGGGGUGUCUCCCAGUGGAAAGCCACACCCCUCUGGCGGUCAGUAGGGGUGUCUUCCCGUGGCCUGCCCCACCCCUCUGGGGGUCAGUAGCGGUGUCUUCUCAUGGCCUGCCCUGUCUGUCUUGGAGGUCAGUGAGGGUGUGUCCCUGUGGGAUGGUUGUCUGAAGAUACCAGCUUUUUUUUGGUUGGGGUUCAGAGAGGCCUCUCACCUUUCUCCUGUGGUAAUGCAAAGCAGUGAUGACAAAAAGCUUAUUUAUUAGUCUCAUUAUCAUGAUCUUUAUUAUUAUAUCACUAUAAAUAUAUUGUUGAAGUUUUUUUUUUUUUGAUCAAAAGCGUUGAUAUGGCCAAUGUUUUACUUCACAGCCAACUUAAAAAGGUCCUAUAGAAGUGAAGGGAUCUAUCCAUCCCAGACACGUCUAUAAUAAUACUGGUCGAAUUCGGCAGGAUAUAGUUUAGUAUGUCUCUGCUCUACCAUAAAGUAUUUWAAAGUGACUAGAUGCAUUGUCCUGAAAUAUGAACGUCAGUAUUCUUGAAUGGAGACGACAGAUGGUCCUUGAUGCUUUUUGUGGAGAUAUAUUAUUCUUUUUCCCAUUUUUCUCUUCAAAAGAGAUGGAUUCUAUGUGCCAGGGCGGGUCCACUAUGUUCAAUCAGUCAUAACAGAAAUAUGAUUYGAGUUGGAUUUCGUACUUACUUUCCCUUUUUAUCAACAACUGUUCAUCUGAGACAUUUAGAUAAGAAACCAAAUAGUCUGAUUUGACCAGUAGCACUGGUCCCUACUCUUCAGACAGGAAGCAGGAAGUAACUACCUCAUCUUCACUGCACAUGGGAAGCAGAGCAACGCUGUCUGAUGGUAGGGGAGAGAGGGAGGGACUGUGGCCUAAUGUGAUGGUUGUGAGCGUUUUCUCUAGUUCUGCAAUCUAUUCAGCAUACAUGCUUUUUAACACGCAGGCUGAAGCUGCGCAUCAAACCAGUUUUUAUACAGACAUGGCAUCGUUCAGUAGAUAUAAAAGUGCCUUAGAUGGGGUUUUUUAAGGACACUUGCGUCUGUCUUCCCAAAUGGAAUACUUAUUGAAUAUAUCAUCAACUUGUAUUGAUCAUUUACAAAGCAAGUCCCAUUAACUGAAGUCAAAAGUGGAUUGAGUAUGUGGUAGGAGUUUUGAAAGCAGGAUACUCUUCCCUUUACUAACAGCCAUGACCGUUGGAAAGGGUUCACUGUAGGACUGGCAACCUGUGAGGAAGCGUUGACAGGCUGUUUUGUUUACUUCCUUUGCGUAGCUCUGGUGUCACAUCCUGUGCGUACAUACGAUAACAGCCCCAUGUCAUUUGACAAUAACACUUGUCAACACAUCUAAAUGAUUGCUGGGUUUUUUUUCUCCGUACGGUAGUCGAAAACUACAGUUUAUGUACCACACACGUCAGCAGAAGUGACUGGGCAAAUGAUUGGCUAAAUCUUACAACUGGCCUUUGACCCUAUUGCCCAUUUUUAUCUCUUCAGUACCUAUUACCACCAUUUUUAGACCACACARCUCCCUAGAUGACAAGAUGUCCCAAAUGGCACCCUAUUCCCUAUAUAGUGAACUAUUUUUGACCAAGUAGGCUACUAAUAUAGGGUCCAAUUUGGGACAUAGUCAAUGUCUCUAGAGGAGUAUUAAUUUUUAUCAUGGACAUUUAUCUAUUCGUGGAGAUCAAAGAUUACCAGACGAAGACAAUGCCUUUCUGUAGAAUUAAUUGAUAUAAUUUCCCUUUUUUAAAGCGCCCUGUUCAAUUUCUGUAGAAUGAAUGACUUGGUGUUUUGUUUUUCUGAUUUCAAAAAGGUGGUGGUUUGAUGGUAUUACAAUUACACACUUGUAUUUGAUUAAAUCAGUGGUUUAUUUAAUGUUUUAACGGAUGUUAUUGWUGGCGAAAUACUAGUGAUCCUUUAUUAUUUUGUAUCAGUCAAUCAAUAUUCUGAUAUUUAAGCCUAUAUACAACCCUGCCUCUCUCAUUUCAGCAUUAACACAACAAUGCUUUACAGCAAGAUAAAACAACGUGUAUCAUUUGCACUUGUUUCAAUGUAUUUUCGGUUUCCUUCAGUGUUCUCCUCCGGGUUGGACAGACAAGACAACUUUGACGUGUCACAGUCCUCUUGCUUGUUGUAAGGCUUUGGUUAAGAGCAAUAAAACCGAGCGGUGAAUGCAAAACAAUACAUAGAACAUUUAAUAAAAUACUGUUUUUGAUGAAAGAUUGGAGAUUGGUUUACAUCACCAUGCUUUGCUUAAAAUUGAAAAAAUCUGUGCUGUUUAGUUAAUUGAAUUGUUUUAUUGUUACUAUACUGUUAAAAAAAAAAAAAAAAAAAAAAAUUGGAGCUCACUGGAAAAGCUAUUUCUAUUGGCUGACAAAUAUAUAAGGGCUGCACAUGGAACCACAAAAGAAAAAUGGGUUUGUAUUUAUUUUAUCACAAAUAUGAACCGUAUGAAUAGAGUAUACUGGUACCAUGGCUUUAUAAAUAUAUAUAUAUAUAUAUAUAUAAUUUUCUGCUUUUUUCUCCAAGGUAGGCUGCUUUGUAAGUAAUCAAUCAUACUUUGAGUUACCCAACUUGGAUGUCAAACUGCACAUGAAAUGAAAUGUUGUCCUGUUUUGAGAUGACGUUCUACGUUUUGUACUUACUAAAACGUUGCUCUGGUUUCUACGUCAUGUUACAUGUCCUUUUCAUAUUUUUGAAGGUUUAUUGUCAUGCUUCAUUUCAAUCUUWAAAAAAAAAAAUGYUGCGCUUCAGUUGUAGGUAUUCUGUGUGCAGAAAUGUAUAAUUAUUGUCCAUAAAUAUAUGAUAUCACACUAAAAGGAACAACAUCACCGUGGUCAUUUACUGGGAAAAUGUGCAGAAAUCUUUUGUAAUUAAACUUUUUUGCCUUGUGGAAAUAUGUAAAUAGUUUGAGCUGCAAUGUACAGAGAUGUAUAAAGACUGAUUGACAAUGAAUUUUGGUUUUCUUUGACUCAAGUUCCUUUCCCCCAAAGAUGCUGUUUUGCAGACCUUUUUGUAGCUUGGCUGCUGUAGCUGAAGAUGAAUUGUUGAUAAUGUUUUAACUGGCUCAACAAUACAUCUAGACCAGACCUCUGUACUGUAAAAUGUUUGAGGCAAUAAACUUUGGGGAAAAUGUG